Bacillus rossius redtenbacheri is the source of this 1994-nucleotide messenger RNA. RefSeq lists its product as uncharacterized. NCBI's taxonomy places the organism in Eukaryota, Metazoa, Arthropoda, Insecta, Phasmatodea, Bacillidae. The record is from RefSeq and is a predicted model, not a curated record. The transcript has 12 exons. The coding region runs from base 28 to 1452 and encodes 474 amino acids.
CGUCGAAGAGACCGGCAGCAUCCGUCCAUGGCGUCCGCGGGGCCGGCGCUGCUGUGGGGCGCGCUUCUGGCCCUGGCAUCAGCCACGCCGCGGCCGGGCGGGACCCUCCAGCUAGCGGGCGUCGCCGUGGAAUCGGCGACGGCGACCUCGGAGGGAGCUGCGACUCCGCCGUUCGACCCGUCGUUUCGCCGGCGCGGGACCCCCGGCGUGUCGGGGCUGGAACACGCGGUCCCGACGGCGGAGACCUCGACUCCUGAGCCGACAUCUCGGCGCGGCGGCUUCGCGGACGCGGCAGCGGAGGACGAAUGUGUGGAGGAGGACACCGCGGCAGCCGCGCCGUCGCUCGACCGAGCGGGCGACACCUGGACGACGGCGUAUUCGCCGGUCACGACGGACUACCCGGCGCGUCGCGACCCCAAAGUACUGAAUUUCUUCCCAAUCCCUGUGAGUGAAGAAUGUGUGUCGAAUGAUAAUAGGAGGAUUGGGACGUGCCUCAACACCUACGAGUGCCGCAUCCUGGAAGGGGAGUCCCACGGACCUUGCGCCUUGGGCUUCGGAGUCUGCUGCGUGUUCACUGUUUCCUGCGACAGGGAGGUUUCAAACAACGUUACUUAUUUCCUCAGCCCAAACUUCCCGGAACUGACAAGAGAUGUCGGCACGUGUUCUAUCCAAGUGAAGAAAAUGGCUCCUGAAAUCAGCCAGCUGCGGUUGGACUUUAUACAUCUUAACAUGGGCCAGCCCAACCGGCGCACCGGGGUCUGCGACUCGGACGCCCUCGUGGUGUCUGGCGGCUCGGGCGCGGACCUGCGCCUCUGCGGCCAGAACAGCGGCCACCACGUGUACUACGACGUGGAGAACACGAACGACUCGAUUGUCAUCGCGGUGAACCUGACGAAGCCAAACGUGUUCCGCCUGUGGGAGAUCAAGGUGACGCAGGUGGAGUUCAACCAGCGCGCUCCCGCGGGCUGCCUGCAGUACUACCAAGGGGCUUCUGGAGUCAUUCAGACGCUGAAUUUCGCUGACAACGGCCGACACUUGGCGGAUCAAGACUACCUCAUCUGCAUGCGACAGGAAGAAAAGAUGUGUUCGAUCGUGUACGAGCCCUGCGACGAGAACUCCUUCAAGAUCGGCCCUGACCCGCCUCAGACAGCAUAUGACGGGUCGGGCUACGGCGCAGACGACGAGGCGCAGAGGGACUGCGCAGACAGGAUAGUCAUGCCCUGCGACUCGGAGGACUUCAUCAUGCCCAAAGACAGCGGCGGCUCCAGCGCCUGCGACCUCCUGCACUGCGGCUCGUCCUUCUGCUCGGCCGGCGAGAGUCCGUGUCGGAUCGAGAGCAGCACCCUGCCUUUCAACAUCCGGGUGCAGUUCGGGCCGGGAGACAAGGAGGAGUCCCCCGACGACAACCUGGGCAUGUGUCUGCGCUACGAGCAGCAGCCGUGCGCCCCCUAGCGCCCACGUGCCCACGUGCCCACGUGCCCCCCCUCCCCCACCACGCACGUCCCGGAACUAUGUGGCACGCGAUCGCGCAGUUUGUGAGGACGAUCUGGAAAGAAGAAAAAAAGAAACAAGUCAGCUAAGCCCGAGCAGUCCUGCACUGCGCAGUCCCACCUCGUGACGUCAGUCCAGUACACAGUUGACGCUGCAGAACCAUGUCUCGCGACGGCAUGGGAAGAGCUCACAAAAACGUAUACGAAUCAGAACAAAGGUAAAAAAAAAAAAGUGACGAGUGAGAUUUACCAAAAAAUAAUAAUAUAAACUAGAAUACGAGUGUUUUACAGAAACAACAAAAAAAAUUGUUAUGCCCAGUUAAACAGGGAAUCAACAUAUCACUUCUAAGUCGAUACAUAAACAUUUGUAAUGAAAAUAAUAUUGCUGAUCAAGUUGUGAAAUAUUUUGUAAAAAAAUGUAUUUAUUUUACUUAUUGUAAAUAUUUUCUUGUAAACAUUUGUUCUUAGUGCAAAAAUAUAGUAGUAAUUUUUUUUUUAGCAAAA